Messenger RNA from Trichoderma atroviride IMI 206040, 1380 nucleotides. RefSeq lists its product as uncharacterized. Gene Ontology annotation, biological process: cell surface receptor signaling pathway; adenylate cyclase-activating G protein-coupled receptor signaling pathway. Lineage: Eukaryota; Fungi; Ascomycota; Sordariomycetes; Hypocreales; Hypocreaceae. Gene Ontology annotation, molecular function: G protein-coupled receptor activity. The record is from RefSeq and is a predicted model, not a curated record. Gene Ontology annotation, cellular component: plasma membrane.
AUGGAUAUACACACGACUGCAAACUUGGCGGUUGACGAUGAGCAGCUGAAGCAUCAACAGAUCAAAACGCUCGUUCUCGUCGAGCGUAUUGGUGGCACUCUCAGCCUGGUUUCAGUUAUGCUCAUUUUCCUCGCUUACUGGCUGGUGCGGCGCGUACACAACGUGCAGAACACCUUCAUUGUCUUUGCCAGUGUGUCAAAUAUCGGAGCCAGCAUUGGAACCAUCAUCGCCUACGACGGCAUGAACGCUGGACAAGCAUCAGCUCUGUGCCAGGCCCAGAGCUUCAUGUUUGAGAUGUUCAUGCAAUCUGAUCCCUGGUGGUCUUUGGCCAUGGCUAUCAACGUCUUCCUCGUCUUCUACUUUCACACAAACCCUGAUUCUUUCCGCAAGCGUUGGUGGAUCUACUGCCUAAUUUGUUACGGAGGACCUUUCGUCAUUGCCCUCACUCUCCUGCUCCUCAGAAGCCCACGUGGGCUCGUGUACGGUGGAGCUACGAUCUGGUGUUGGGUCGAUCGCGAAUGGGACUUUAUUCGAAUUUAUACAUACUACAUGUUAAUCUGGAUAUGUAUCGUCGGCUCCAUACUCUGCUACUUCCUGGUCGGCUGGCAUGUUUUCCGCAUGAGAAACCGCUUGCGCAGCUUUUCCACUUCGAGAAAUCGUGAUAAAGACAAGGAAGCGGAUGCCGGCCAAGCAGAAAGUGGCUGUUACGGCACCGUCACUACCGAAGUUCAAGUGACGCAUACUCCUGCCAGCUCUAUGCCUAUGGAGCCUCAGCCUACUCGUAUCAACCGAAAUGCUGCUCGCGUUGCUUUUGACAGCUCAGAGCCUGAAAUAUUGCCUGCCGUGGAUAACCAGUAUUUUUCUUCCGUCACAACCUCCGCGCCGCCAGUAACUACGCCUAAAUCUUCUUUUUUUCGCCGCUUUUUUUCGGCUGUCCAUGAUAUUGGUAGCAAGUUUCAUAUUAGCGAUCCCAUCAAGAGAGCGUAUCUGCGAACAAGUUUCUUAUUUGCGCUCAGCGUCUUGGUUACAUGGAUACCCAGCAGCCUGAAUCGUAUUCACGGCUGGCUUGAUGGAGGCUCGCCAUAUGAAUUCCAUGUCGCAACAGCAGCAGUCUUGCCGCUGCAAGGAUUAUGGAACGGCAUUAUUUUCUUCGUCACCAGUUGGCACGGAAUAAAGGCGUGGGCCUUGGAGACGUUCAAUAGCAGAUCUCCAAUCAUCGAGCGCAAGAGAACAGAUGAUCUUGUAAUGAAUGAGCGAAUCACCAGUCCACCAGGACGAUGUGACUCCUCUCUCGACGAUGAUUAUUCCGAGACUAUGAGGAGCGAUGUUGAGCUACGACGCGUAGCUAAUUCGGAAAUCAAGAUGGCGAACAGUCUAUGA